Molecule: messenger RNA, 2691 nt
Organism: Aspergillus affinis
Lineage: Eukaryota; Fungi; Ascomycota; Eurotiomycetes; Eurotiales; Aspergillaceae
Exons: 1
Coding region: 1-2691 (896 amino acids)
Source: RefSeq, a predicted model, not a curated record
AUGCUCUCUUCCACAUCUCUGGGACCAAAAGACCGUCUUCGGAGAACCAAGUCAACUCGUUCGAUCCGCAGACCGCGUCAGGAUUCGGGGUCGGCCGAACCGUUUGACCUGGAGACUGCGAGACAGCAUGCCACGGCGGCCGCGUCUUUAGCCAUGCGACGUUCGACCGAGAGAUCCUCUCUGGACUCCCAGCGCUCCUAUGAUCGUCUGGGAGGCCCGGGAAGCAUGGCUGUGCCUCGACGAAGACAUCACCCCGACGCUUACCCUCACUCCUUCGCGGAUGGUGUAGAUGCUACUCAUACUCGUUCGCAGCCAACCGACGAGUCUUCUGGGGACUACGAUCCCAUGUCGCUAGCAAUGUUGCCUCCUAUCAGUGAAUUCGGGGGCCUGGACGGCCGCGACUCCUCCCUGCCUUCGUCGUAUCGGCGACUUCGCAAGACGCGCUCGAUGUUCGCCACCGGUCAACGCUUCUCCCGUAGAAGCACUGGAGUGUCGUCUCAUUCCUACGCACAUCCUGCAAACGAUGGGUUAUCGCCACCCGAGGUGCCACGCGUGUCCGGGACCCUAAGGCGCUCAUGGUCCUUCUUCAGAGGCGAUCAAGUCGCAUCCAACGCAAUGGACCAUGCCGCAAGUCGUGAAGCCGCAAUACAGAUAGCCCGCAGCCAACUCGAGGAGCAGUCCGUGCCCGACAUGGGCCGAUACAGACAACCUUCAUUCCUCGCGGCCAGACCAAAACGUGAGCACAAACCGUUCAGGAAGACUUUUCGCGACAUCAGUACCACCGAAGGUGCCCUGGUUAGCACACCCUCUCCGCGCGGCUCAUUCAAUAGCGAUUCACCCCAUGCAAGGUCCCGAUCCUUCUCGUCCUCCAUCAAGAGGGGAAUCAAACGCGCCCUGGGCUUGUCGAAGCAUGUCGCGGCACCUAAGAGUACACACGACUCGCCUUCUUCCUCCAAUUGCCACAAUGCCAAUCCCUCUUCAAUCAAGUCGACGGCAGAAGGCCUUUCUUCUAACGAGAACGCGCGACCAUACCCAGCUGAUGGCCUGCGUGAGGUGGCCAGUCCGAGUACGAGUCGACCGGCGACUAUUCGAAGCGCCCGUAGUAUUGACAGCUUUGCUACUACGCGCUCGCGCGUGACCAGUUGGGCUGACUCGUCCGCAGCCAAUACCAUCACCGCCAUGAAAGCAGGCGAUCGGGGUUCCUUGUCCGUCAUCGAGGAGAAGGGAAUCUCCAAUCGGAACUAUGAGCUGGCCACCCCGGACUUGCCGCCGCCGACUCCCCACAGCAUUUCUGACCGCCUGAGGCCGGACGGCACUGUUGAUAGUCGACGAUUGUAUGCGGCGUUGAUGAAACGGAUCCGCGGUAGUGGCGCAAACGAUUCGACUGAAGAGGUUGUCUUUGGCCAGGUCAAAGAGCAUCGCGCUGUUCCGACGCGAGCAUCUUCUCUGCGCCCGCGUCGCAGUAGACAGACGAUCCGCCACAUCCCCAGCGAGGAUUCGGUCACUUCUCCCAAAUCGUUUGCGACAGCCCGAGGCGAUGCGCCGACUCCGCAGGUCCAGGUGCAACGGCGGCCUCAGGACCCUAUUUCGUUGCGAGACCUACAGUAUCUGGGGACUGGUAACCGAAAAUCGACCGAUCCUAAAGACGGACUCUUUGAAGCGACAAAGAGCCCGGAAGAUGAUGCAAGCAGUAUUAUCAUGACCGGUAUGCAACCCCGGGGCAGCAUUUCCGAUUCCUCCAGCGUCUAUUCACGGACAACAAGCGGAAACACGCCUCCGAGGAAAGAUCAGCAAGGCGACUCGCACUCCUCGGAAGCGAAAGACGAACCGGGAGUCGCAACGGUAUAUGCCAGCCAGCGGUCGGCUUACAGCUCCCCGAACCGAGCUUCGGUCUCUCCUCGACGAGUGCCGUCCGUGCGACCCAGCGCCGAUUGGCAGCAAUGGAUGCGGUCUCAGAUGGAGAGGAUCGAAGAUUUCCCGGCGCGAGGAGAUCACUACCGAGAGGACGCACAGAUCUAUGGCGAAGACGAUCUCCCACCGAGAACCUUCUCACGGCGGAUGCGAGCCCCUGAAGACCCCUUGACCAGGCAGGAAGACUCCGCACGGCCGUCUUAUAAUUACUCUCGACCUUUUAGCCGAUCGUCCAGUGUCCGGACAAUCGUGAGCAUUCCCAGGGAACAGACGGGCAGUACGACCAUGCCCUCUCCAUCCGCCAUCCCGAUUCUUCAAAAACCAUCGGGCGGCACGCCCGAGAAGGCCUUCUCGCCUGUUCGAGGUCGGAAAAGAGACGGCAAUCCCACGUCGGCGCCGAUGCAGCUGCGGCCGAGCAACCGGAUCCGUUACUCCAUCUCUCCGACUCCCAAGCGAGACGCGAGCGAGUUCCAGCAGAAAAUGGCCACCAGCGGACUGUACGACAGAUAUCAGACGAAACAGUCCCCAGUUCCUCACGACAGCAAAACCCUCUACGUGCGAUCCGUCCGUGGCCAUCGCGACGCGGCCAGGGUGACCAACGAGAACCUGAAGGCCGACCAGGAGCAAGACGACUGCAAAGAUCUCUGGCAUCAAUCUCCGGGCAUGGGAUCCCCCGUCUCCAGCAAGCGCAUGGUGGAAAUGUUCUUGAAUAGCCGUCGUCAACAGAUGGGCACGGGUAUGUCAGACGACGACAAGACUUCCGAGGGGGCUUUCAUUUGA